GCUCACCUUGUCAUAUGCAACCAUCCUCGCAAGCCGUUCCCGCAUCCCAGCUAUACACCAAGUUGAAGCGGGUGGGAAAAGGCGCAUAUGGUUCGGUAUACAAAGGUCUUGACAAUAAGUCAGGGAAGGUGAUUGCAAUCAAGAUUUUGAAUCUUGACACUGCCGAAGACGAUGUCACAGAUAUCCAAAAAGAGAUUACCCUCCUCUCAGACCUUACACGCUCUGGAUCUGUCAAUAUUACUCCAUAUCAUGGAUGUUUCCUGAACAAAACGAAGCUUUGGAUUAUCAUGGAUUUUGCCGCAGGAGGGAGCGUUCUAAAACUAAUGAAGGCUGGCAAAAUUGAAGAAAAGUAUAUAGCCGUAAUUGCGAGGGAAGUCUUAAUGGCUUUGAGAUAUCUGCACAAAAACAAAAUCAUACAUCGCGAUAUCAAAGCUGCAAAUAUAUUGUUGACUGACGAAGGAAAUAUCCAAUUAUGUGAUUUUGGCGUCGCUGGUCAGACAUCGAUGAAUUGCUUGAAACGUAAUUCCUUUGUGGGAACACCCUAUUGGAUGGCUCCAGAGGUCAUACGGGAAGGAGCGUUGUAUGAUUUUAAGGCCGACAUUUGGUCCUUUGGUAUAACUAUUUACGAGAUUGCGACCGGCAACCCUCCGUUAGCAAAUCAUCAUCCAAUGAAAGCUAUUAUCCUGAUACCUCGGUCAAAACCACCGCAACUAGAAGGACAAUUCUCGGCAGCAAUCAAAGAAUUUGUGGAACAGUGUGUGAAUGAAGACCCAGAUGAGGUACGAUGAUAGUUGUAGCCUCACUGCCAAAAUACCGUUUUAUUUAAACUAUUAUAAUAAUCAUUUUUAUUUAGCGACCGAGUGCAGAUGACCUUCUCAAAUCCAAAUUUAUACG
Molecule: messenger RNA, 894 nt
Organism: Umbelopsis ramanniana AG
Lineage: Eukaryota; Fungi; Mucoromycota; Umbelopsidomycetes; Umbelopsidales; Umbelopsidaceae
Exons: 5
Coding region: 15-788 (257 amino acids)
Biological process (GO): protein phosphorylation
Molecular function (GO): ATP binding; protein kinase activity
Source: RefSeq, a predicted model, not a curated record